CAUGAAUCUGGGGUCAGCGGUGGAGGAGCUGAGAUGUCUCCGUGAAGCACUAACAGCUCCAGACCCUGAGGCUCUGUUUCAGGCAUCUUCCAAAAUGGCCAGGGUUAUUAGUGAGUACUUCCCCACAGAACAGGCCACAGACUUUAUUAAGGCCACAUUGGGUGGUAUGCUGUCUGCCAGCCCCACGUGUGCCAUGGCAGCUGGACUGUGGAUGAAAAUCAUCCUGAAGGAGUGUGGAGAUGCCAUGCUGGACAAGGUGCCAGAUAUCCUGGUUAUAAUAUAUAGCCACAUGCCUACUAUGCAGGAGGGCAGCUAGAAGCAGUUCCUGGUG
Messenger RNA from Chrysemys picta bellii (western painted turtle), 331 nucleotides. The record is from RefSeq and is a predicted model, not a curated record. Lineage: Eukaryota; Metazoa; Chordata; Testudines; Emydidae.